AUGGGUGUCGACCUUCCACCGGCGACGAAACUUCCAGACGAUGCAUUGGAGAAGCGUCUGAAACAAGCACUCAACGCUUCCCAAUGUUUCUCUAGUGUCAUUCCGGACCCUCCUCUCAAACCCACGACUAUCCCUGCGUGGCCGCCAUUUAAUCCCAAGGGAGGGAACGAUUACUCCCUGCAGGCUGCGUUCACAAAAGGUAACUUCGACGAAGCAUUCGCGAACGAGACCGCUCGCAUCUUUGGCAGACAAAAUGCGGUCGAUCUCUAUGUCAACCCCAUGAUUGACCUGCGGCAGACGCUGAUGACCAUAGGGAAGUUGUGCGACGAGGGAUUCAAGUGUUGUGUUGUCCAAGAUACGGAUAGCCGGUCAUGCGCCAUCAAUAUUAGGUUUUUGUCCGUGCAUCAGCUGGGCUCAAAAACCCCUAUUAUCGUCCUGCUCUAUCAACCGUUCACCAGGAAUAACGUAGCUCAGGGUCUUCAGUGGGUGCAAGCGCAGAGGAAAAAGCCUGGAUUCAAGGGGCUGAUGAAUAUCAAGGCAACAGAGCUGGAGCAGAAGAUUCUCCUCAGAUUGCUUACCAUGAACGCCAAGCAUCUGUCGCCAGGAUUUAAACCCAGCAGAGAGGCAAUGGAGCAGAGCUUCAAACUUUCUUUCGUGCUACCUGUCGGCCCGCUUGCGUUCGAAGACCUUGGUAAGCUCAACGCUGAUACCGGGUGCGUCGUCUGCGGGGACAAAACGACAAGUCGGUGCACCCAGUGCUUGUCGGUCGCGUAUUGCGGACGCGAGUGCCAGCUUGCGCACUGGCCGGAACACAAGCAAACUUGCCGCUCGCUCAAGGGCGGCACCUGGCGCACGAUCCGCUUCGCCAACUGUGUGCCCGGCUGCGAGGGCAUGUACGCCUACACCUUCAACCGGUUCAACUUCCGCGACGAUGGCAAACUGGGCAAUGUGCGUAAGAUCGACGCCGAGACCCCGCCGCCCAACAUCCACGACACGAAGACGUUUCUCGUGAAGCUGCAGGUUGGACCCCAGGGCCACUAUAUGAUCUACGACCGGCAGCGCUCGUUUGAGGUUUAUUUCAUAAACUCGAGCGAUCCUGGUACCUUCUCGGAAUUUAGGAAUGAGAUGCUCGGUCCAAGGGGUACACCGCGAGCUGUGAAGAUGUAUCGGUGGGCGAAGCGUGUGAGUGAGUGGGAACUCAGCGUGUGCAUCGACAGGUUGCCGCAGACGGAUAUCAGGUGGUAA
Messenger RNA from Sparassis crispa, 1245 nucleotides. RefSeq lists its product as hypothetical. The record is from RefSeq and is a predicted model, not a curated record. The coding region runs from base 1 to 1245 and encodes 414 amino acids. NCBI's taxonomy places the organism in Eukaryota, Fungi, Basidiomycota, Agaricomycetes, Polyporales, Sparassidaceae. The transcript has 3 exons.